Lodderomyces jiufengensis is the source of this 1941-nucleotide messenger RNA. RefSeq lists its product as uncharacterized. Gene Ontology annotation, biological process: mRNA splicing, via spliceosome. Gene Ontology annotation, molecular function: mRNA binding. The coding region runs from base 1 to 1941 and encodes 646 amino acids. The record is from RefSeq and is a predicted model, not a curated record. The transcript has a single exon. NCBI's taxonomy places the organism in Eukaryota, Fungi, Ascomycota, Pichiomycetes, Serinales, Debaryomycetaceae. Gene Ontology annotation, cellular component: cytoplasmic stress granule.
AUGUCAUACCAAGAUCCAUAUCAAGGAAUGUCUCAACAAUAUAUUGGACAACAAUAUUAUCCUCAAUAUUAUACUCCACAAACUCAAUACGAAGAACCAGAAAAUUUUCAAAUUGAUAAUGGUAAUGGAAAUUAUGAUCAACAAUAUCAUCAAAAUGGAUUACAUCAUCAUCAAAAUUUUGAUCAAAAUCAAUAUCAACCAGAUUUAAAUUUUCAAAAUAUUAACGCGUAUAAUAAUGGAAUAGAUGCUCCUGCAAUUGGUACAACAAUUGGUGGAGAAUUUUAUACAGAAGAUGGAAAUUUUGCAAAUAAUAAUUUACAAGGUGGAAUUUAUCAAAAUUUAUCACCUUCAGAUUAUGAUCAAAAUUUAUUACAACAACAAGAUAUAUAUCAACAACAACCUCAACAACAGCAACAACAACCUAUCCAUGGUGCUAAUUCUGCAGCUCCUUCAAGAACAGUUUAUUUAGGUAAUAUACCAUCAGAUGUUGAACCUCAUGAAUUAUUAGAUUAUGUUCGUUCAGGUAUAUUGGAGAAUGUUAAAAUUAUUCCAUCUAAAAAUUGUGCAUUUAUUUCAUUUAUUGAUCAUCAAUCUGCUUUAUUAUUUCAUUCUGAUUGUAUAUUAAAAAAAUUAAAUAUUAAAGGUCAUGAUAUUAGAAUUGGAUGGGGUAAAAAUACUCAAAUUUUACCAGCUGUUUUAGAAGCUAUACAAAGAGAUGGAGCUACAAGAAAUGUUUAUUUAGGUAAUUUAAAUAAUCCAAUAACUGGUGAAACUAUAACCGAAGAUGAAUUGAAAGAUGAUUUAUCAUGUUAUGGUAUUAUAGAUUCUAUUAAAAUCAUUUCAGAAAAGGGAAUUGCAUUCAUUCAUUUUUUAAGUAUAUUAAGUGCUAUUAGGUGUGUUGCAAAUUUACCAUUAAAAGAAAAAUAUUUAGAUAAAAAAUGUUUUUAUGGUAAAGAUAGAUGUGCAUUUAUAACCAAAACUCAACAACAUAAUGCAGCUCAAUAUUUAGGUUUAGCACCAGGUAUGGAACAUAUAGUUACAGCAGCAGAUCGAGAAUUUAUAUCAUCAGCUUUAGUUCAACAAUCAGCUGCUGCAGCACAAAUUGCUACUCAAGCAGGUGGUGCAAAUAAUUUGGGUAAUCGUACAGUAUAUUUAGGUAAUCUACAUCAAGAAUCAUCAGUUGAAGAAAUUUGUAAUGUUGUAAGAGGUGGAUUAUUACAAAGUAUAAGAUUUUUAAAAGAAAGACAUGUUUGUUUUAUUACUUUUAUUGAUCCUAUUGCAGCAGCUCAAUUUUUUGCAAUGUGUCAAUUGCAUGGAUUAACUAUACAUAAUAGAAGAAUUAAAGUUGGUUGGGGAAAACAUUCAGGACCUUUAAGUAAUGCAUUAUCAUUAGCUGUAUCUAAUGGAGCUUCAAGAAAUAUUUAUAUUGGAAAUUUAAAUAAUUUUAAUUUAUAUAACCCUCAAAAAUUAAGAGAUGAUUUUUCAAAAUUUGGAGAUAUUGAACAAAUUAAUUAUUUAGAAGAAAAAAAUUGUGCUUUCAUUAAUUUUGUUAAUAUUGCAAAUGCUAUAAAAGCCAUAGAUGGUAUAAAAUCAUUUCAAGAUUAUAAAAAUCUUAAAAUUAAUUUCGGUAAAGAUAGAUGUGGGAAUUUACCAAGACAAUUUCAAAACCAACCACAACAACAUCAACAACAUCAACAUCAACAAAAUUUAUCAAUUCAUUCAGCUCAUUCAAAUAAUGGGAAUGGUAUUGGUGGACCUUUAGGAAUAUUAGAUAAUCAUAUUGAAUCACAAGAUUUAAAUAUUGAUAAUCCAAGUGGAUCAAAUUCAUUUUCAGAUUUAGGUGAAUUUAAAGAAGAUACUCCACAAUCUAUAACAACUCAUGGUAAUUUAGAUGGAUUUGAAAUUCAAACUCAAUCUCCAAUUAAUGAUUUAAAAUUUUAA